This is a messenger RNA of Diplodia corticola, 1806 nucleotides long. Its product is annotated as mapkkk cascade protein kinase regulator ste50. Gene Ontology annotation, biological process: signal transduction; regulation of DNA-templated transcription. The record is from RefSeq and is a predicted model, not a curated record. Bases 1 to 1806 code for a protein of 601 amino acids. Lineage: Eukaryota; Fungi; Ascomycota; Dothideomycetes; Botryosphaeriales; Botryosphaeriaceae. The transcript is spliced from 2 exons.
AUGGCGGAUCCUCUCAGCAUCGCUGGAAGCAUCAUCGGCGUCGCUGCGGCUGGAGUCAAGGUGUCGUUGAUGCUCUACCAGUUUGCGGACGAGGUCGGCUCGGCGGCCAAGGACGCGAAGCAUAUCGGCAGGGAGAUCUCCAACUUUUGCUUCAUCCUCCGCAUCCUCGGGACGACGCUCAAGGAGGCGGAUGCGGCGUCGGUGAUGCACUGCAGGGAUGUGGCCGAGGAGAUGAACGAGCGGUGCUUGACAAUGUUCAUCGAGAUCAUCGAGCUGGUCCGGGACCUGCAGAGGUUCGUCGGUGGUCCUGGAGAGAACAGCUUCAAGUGGACGGCAAAGAUCAAGUGGGCGCUUCAGAAGCCCAGGAUCACCUAUCUCCGCGCCAGUCUCGACACGUACAAGACGACUCUCAAUUUGAUGCUGGAAACGUUGAGUCUUGCAGACAGGGUGGCGAAACGAAGGAUGAGACGGUCCAGUGUGGUUGAUAAAGACAACGAUAUGCAUCAGCAGAGCCUGAUUCAGAGUCUCGAACAGGCGCACCGCGCCUCCAUAGCGGAGCUCCAAGAGCUUGAAGAGCAAACGCUCGUGGAUGGAGAAGAGCAGUAUCUCGAUGCUCCAGAGGACGACGCUUCCAACCACGAAGUCCUUCGAGAUUCGUACGUCUCGACUGCCUCGGCUGAAAGGUUCUCCAUGAUUGAGUCUGUGAGAGAAGAUCUCGAAUCCUUGCGGGUGAAUAGAACGAGCACCUUCAGCUUUGAAGUCUUGUCCACGAGAAAUUCUCUCUGGUUGUCGGAAGAACAGAAUAACUUGAGAAGAUGGUCGUCCAAUCUUCUUGACCCUUCAAACGAGCCAUCGAACAGGCGCAAUUCUCGCCGUUCACUCGACCCGAGACGAUCCAGGAGGACGACUCAAAUGUUUGACGGAGUUCUCCAAGCUUCGCCGCCACCCACCAUCGAGGAGACCGAAAACAAUCUCGAAGACGCAGAAUCCGCAUCCAUCAUCAACAACUUCAAAGACUGGCUGGCCACCCUUUCUUCCGAGGACCGGUACAAAGCCUGGAGCAGCAUUCUCCCCGUCAUAUUGCGAUCUCCCCCGCCUUCGGAUCAAGACGACUGGCCAUCAGGAUUCGAAACGGAGGCGUCCGACUCUAAACCAGCACUCCAGAUCAGCAGGCCUGCAAUUCCUGCUUGCUUACCGGCCAAACAAGCUCUACCCCUUCCACUGGAAUCAAAAAUGCCCCCAACACCUCCUUUGGGCCCAUCCAAGCGUCCGGACGAGAGUCCAGGGGAGACACCAGAGGAGGAGCCAUCCAAGCGCCUGGAAGAGAGUCUAGGGGAAACACCAGAAGAAACCCUAUCUAAGCGCCCAGAAGAGAGUCCAAGGGAAACACCGGAGAAGGCCCCACCCAAGGGCCCGGAGCAGAGUCCGGGGGGAACACCAGAGGACGCCCCAACCGAGCAAUCGUCAGAUGUGCAAGACGGGGAGCCUUUCAAGACAUUCCGCGUCAGUAUCGAUGACCCUACUUACGCAGUGUUACCGGUAGCGCUCAAGAGAUGGAACAUCACCGAAGACUGGAGGCUGUACGCCUUGUAUAUCGUGUACGAGGACCAGGAGCGUUGCUUGGGAUUGAACGAAAAGCCCUUGGCUAUGUUCAAGAAUCUUGUCAGAGAGGGCAGAUGCCCAAUGUUUAUGCUUCGGAAACACGUCGCGCCGGUGCACGGGUUUUCUAUCACCAAAGAGGCCCCUGGGUUGGAAGACACUGGCCGCACAUAUCCACAGACUCUGGCACCGUGGAACGUAUUUUGA